AUGCUGUCUAGUCGUUUAAUACCGCGGACUGCUGUUCGUUCAGCUUUCCGGAAACAGCCCUCUAGCUUCCCAACCAUCGUCCCAACAUCCUCGGCGAUUUUCCGGUGGAGGCGCGGUUUCGCAUCUGAGUCGUCCGAAGAGAAAGACCUCGUCAUCAUUGGCGGCGGUGUGGCUGGCUAUGUUGCUGCUAUCAAGGCUGGACAGGAAGGUCUGAAGGUAGCCUGCAUCGAGAAGCGGGGAGCUCUGGGCGGCACCUGCUUGAACGUUGGGUGCAUUCCAUCGAAGUCGCUACUCAACAACUCGCAUCUCUACCACCAGGUUCUGCACGACACGGCGGGUCGUGGUAUCGAGGUCGGCGAUGUUAAGCUGAACCUGGGCCAGCUGAUGAAGGCGAAGGACCAGUCGGUCUCGAGCCUGACCAAGGGCAUCGAGUUUCUGUUCAAGAAGAACGGCGUAGAGUACGUCAAGGGCACGGGCUCUUUCGUUGACGAGCACACGAUCAAGGUGGACCUUAACGAGGGAGGCGAGUCGACGCUUGUUGCCAAGAACAUUUUGAUUGCGACGGGCAGCGAGGCGACGCCGUUUCCGGGUCUGGAGAUCGACGAGAAGCGUGUGAUCACCAGCACGGGGGCCCUGUCGUUGGAGAAGGUGCCCGAGUCCCUUGUGGUGAUUGGCGGCGGCAUCAUUGGUCUUGAGAUGGGCUCUGUCUGGUCCAGACUGGGCGCCAAGGUCACGGUGGUUGAGUUUCUCGACCAGAUUGGCGGUCCUGGCAUGGACGCGGAGACCUCGAAGCUGGCGCAGAAGCUGCUGAAGAAGCAGGGUAUCGACUUCAAGUUGAGCACCAAGGUGCUCAGCGGCGACACGAGCGGCGACAACAUCAAGCUUGAGAUCGACUCUGCAAAGGGGGGCAAGCCAGAAACUAUUGAGGGCGAGGUGGUGCUCGUUGCCAUCGGCCGCCGGCCUUACACGACGGGUCUUGGACUGGAGAAGAUCGGACUUGAUCUCGACCAGCGUGGCCGCGUGGUGAUCGAUUCGGAGUUCCGGACGAAGCUGCCACAUAUUCGCUGCGUCGGUGACGUGACCUUUGGACCGAUGCUGGCGCACAAGGCCGAGGAGGAGGCUGUAGCCGUUGUGGAGUUCCUCAAGAAGGGCUACGGCCACGUCAACUACGGCUGCAUCCCGUCGGUGAUGUACACACACCCAGAGGUCGCCUGGGUCGGACAGACGGAGCAGGAGCUGAAGGCCCAGGGCAUCAACUACAAGGUGGGCAAGUUCCCGUUCAGCGCCAACUCGCGCGCCAAGACCAACCUGGACACGGACGGCCAGGUGAAGAUUCUUGCAGACGCGGAGACGGACCGGCUGCUGGGCGUGCACAUCAUCGGCCCAAGCGCGGGCGAGAUGAUUGCCGAGGGCACGCUGGCUCUGGAGUACGGCGCAUCGAGCGAGGACAUUGCACGCACGUGCCACGCCCACCCUACGCUGUCAGAGGCGUUCAAGGAGGCGGCCAUGGCGACGUACUCCAAGGCUAUCCACUUCUAA
Grosmannia clavigera kw1407 is the source of this 1539-nucleotide messenger RNA. Its product is annotated as dihydrolipoamide dehydrogenase. Gene Ontology annotation, molecular function: flavin adenine dinucleotide binding; dihydrolipoyl dehydrogenase (NADH) activity. Bases 1 to 1539 code for a protein of 512 amino acids. The record is from RefSeq and is a predicted model, not a curated record. The transcript is spliced from 2 exons. Gene Ontology annotation, cellular component: mitochondrion; oxoglutarate dehydrogenase complex. NCBI's taxonomy places the organism in Eukaryota, Fungi, Ascomycota, Sordariomycetes, Ophiostomatales, Ophiostomataceae.